Aspergillus welwitschiae is the source of this 1124-nucleotide messenger RNA. Its product is annotated as F-box protein. Bases 1 to 1110 code for a protein of 369 amino acids. Gene Ontology annotation, molecular function: protein binding. The record is from RefSeq and is a predicted model, not a curated record. Lineage: Eukaryota; Fungi; Ascomycota; Eurotiomycetes; Eurotiales; Aspergillaceae. The transcript has a single exon.
AUGAACACUCUACCUCCGGAAAUCCUGCUUGAUAUACUGAAUAGACUUGACUUGAGGUCACUUUUGAAAGUAUCCCUCGUUUCGAAAGCCCUGCGAGCUGCAAUCCGCCCUAUGCUUUCCUUUGGUUUCACUGGCUGCCUGAAAGAAGACAUUGAGCCUUUGAAGAACUUCUCUGAUCAUUUGUUACUUGAUCCCUCCCUCGCUAGUCAAGUAAGAUCCGUGAAGAUCGAGUCCAUUCACUAUAGAUUAACUGAAGAACUCCAUAACAUACUUGGGCCUCUCCUUGAGCGCUGCCCAAAUAUACAUCAUCUCAUGGUAUCAGGGGAUCAAGAGACCGCAGAAUUUUUUAGGCGAUUGUUGAAGAACAAACAUCAUCUACGCCAACUUCAGUCCUUUACCAAUGAUUAUCAAGUGGCUUGGGAGCCCGCUGAGCCCUAUCUUCAAACUUGGAGCGCUAUAUUUGGACUUCAACAACUAUCAUUCAUUUCACUUGCUGGUUGCUCUGAUCGGAUGUACCACACUGGGGUCCCUGAAAUUCCGCCUGAGCUUCAAGUUACCGGAGAGAUUUCACUCCGUUCAAUUCAAAUUCAUUGGAGCUACUUGGGCUAUACCAUCCUUGCACGGGUGAUCCAAAGCUGCAAAAGCCUUGAAAUUUUCGAUUAUCAAUGGCCCAGUGGGUUUCUCCCUGGGGAUUCAGAUCCAGCAACAAUAGUGGAUGCACUUUCUUUGCAUAAGGACAGUCUUAAAGUUCUUGUUUGUGAUUUUCAGGCGAGAGAGGAUCCAUACCAUGGCGAGUACGACCAAUUUCCCAAAAAUCGAUCUUUGGAGGAAUUUUCAUGUCUCCAAAGGGUUAGUGUCACUCAUGAUUGUCUCCCUUUGCAACCAUUGCUACCUCCAUCACUGGAAGCACUUGAGAUUAAACUUCCUCACCAACCACCACACGCUACUCUGAUCCAGAACCUUGCGAGUGCAAGCCAUUCAUCACUAUCAAAGCUUCAUAGUCUUGCUCUAAAAUACUAUCCCUCCAAUAAUCCAGAGGGGAUUUCUGACGGGUUUCAUGAGAGAGUCAAAGUCACUACUUUGGGUUACGACAACUUGAUGUGGAACUAGAUGGCUGAUCUACC